Messenger RNA from Kazachstania africana CBS 2517, 2004 nucleotides. Its product is annotated as putative cystathionine gamma-synthase. Bases 1 to 2004 code for a protein of 667 amino acids. The transcript has a single exon. NCBI's taxonomy places the organism in Eukaryota, Fungi, Ascomycota, Saccharomycetes, Saccharomycetales, Saccharomycetaceae. The record is from RefSeq and is a predicted model, not a curated record. Gene Ontology annotation, molecular function: cystathionine gamma-synthase activity; pyridoxal phosphate binding. Gene Ontology annotation, biological process: transsulfuration.
AUGGCCAGAAUGUUUGGUAAAAUUGACGAUCCAAUACCUUCAAAGGAUGAUCAUCCCAUAUCUGUAAAUUUACCAACUUGGGAUUCAGCUAUCGAAUAUGCCAAGAAUCCGAGUGUCUUUGAAAAUGGAUAUCCUCGAAUGAAGCUAAACAAAUCUGUAGCUAGAUUGUGUGACAUUUUGAAUGAUAAAUAUGCUAAGGAUAAUGAGUUAUGUCUUUGUUUUCCUUCUUAUAAUGUAGCAAAGAGAUGCAGGGAAUACAUUCGCCAUGGAUCCAAUGACUCUAAUGUGAAAGUUCGUAUUUUACAGCUAGCUACUUCAAAGCCUCUCAAUGAGGGCGAGCGUCAAUUUAAAAUGGAGUCUAAAAUCGCUGUUGUAUUCAUGUUAAAAAAUUACUAUGAUCUGGCUAGAGAAUAUUGGGAGUUGAGUGGUGAGAUUGUUUCAAGUAGAUUGGCACAGUAUGUGCAAAAUGAACUUUUUAUGGCAGAAAAGAAUGUCACACAACAAGAACUAAUACGGAAUAAUUCUCCAUCUACAAUAAAGCUUUCCAUGAAUGAGAGGGCCAAGACAUUAUUAAAAAAACGUAUUACUAUAAAUAUAGCUAAUCUAAAUACCGAAAAUGAGGAUGAAAACUAUCAUUUUAAAGAUGAUGAGGAAGAUGAGAACGGCCGUAGUAAUAGCAACCGUGAUGAAGACAACAAUUCUGUAAAUAGUAUCCAUCUGUAUGAUGUAAAUGACGAUAAUACUGUUGUUAAUAGCACCGAUAAUGACAGCGACAGUGAUCAAGUUUUUGAUUCAAUGGUACCUGCAGAGCCUAUCGAAAUGGGAUCAAAUAUUGAAUUUUUAGAAAAUGAGGAGAAUGAUAGUGAAUUUCAAAAUGACAUUGAUGGUGGAUCAGAUGAGGGAAAUGAAGAAACUUCAGUGGAAGUUAAUUGCGAAACAGAUAUAUUCCUUUUCCCAACUGGUAUGGCUGCGUUAUUCACUGUCCAUCGAUUACUUCUGAAGUAUGAUUCAGAGAGAAUUGAACGAUCAAGAUCAAUCAUGAAUAAUUCGAUUUCUGGUGAAAGUAACAUAUUGCACAAGAAAACAGUAGUCUUCGGGUUUUCAUAUCCAGAUACUUACAAGAUGCUAAAGACUUUAAAUAACGUUUAUUGCUUACCGUACGUGAGUGAAAUUGACUGUAUGAAUAAACUGAAAAAUAUUUUACAUUCAGGAGAGCAAAUAUUGGCGGUUCUGAUUGAAGCACCAUCAACUCCACUGUUGAAAAUGGGGAAUUUAUUGGAAUUAAAAGAAUUAUCAAAUCUUUUCGGUUUUAUUAUUAUAGUGGAUGAGACUGUGGGGGGGUUUUUCAAUGUCGAUGCUCUUGUUCAUGCGGACGUUGUCUGUACUUCAUUAACUAAAAUUUUCAGUGGUGAUGUAGGUAAUGUCAUGGCUGGGGCAAUGGCACUCAAUUCUAAUAGUACAAUUUACAAUUUUGCCAAAGAUUUCUUGAUUGAUAAUAAUGAAUUUGAGGAUAAUUUAUGGUGUGAAGAUGCGAUUAUUAUGGAGAGAAAUUCUAGGGAUUUUAUUGCCAAAAUGUUAAAGAUCAAUUAUACUACAGAUUACUUGUUAGAUAAAGUUUUAAUACCGCAUAUUGGAGAGCAUAAUCUUUUCAAGAAAAUUUAUCACCCAAGAUUAACUUCAAAUGAAACAAAACAAAAUUAUGAGAAAAUUAAAUGUAAAUCAGAUGGUGGUUAUGGCGGUGUCUUUUCAAUAGAUUUCAAUAAUUUAGAGCAAGCGAAACUGUUUUACAACUGUUUGAAUGUUGCUAAGGGUCCUUCCUUAGGUACUACAAUGACAUUGGCAUGUCCUUACACGAUAUUGUAUCAUUAUGCUGAUAUUGAAAAAGUGUCUAAAUAUGGCCUUAGUGAAAGUUUGAUAAGGGUUAGCGUAGGAUUAGAAAAUAGGAAACAGUUAUGUCAAUUGUUCCAAGCUGCAAUUGAUGAAGCAAUGAAAAUAUUGAAAUGA